Molecule: messenger RNA, 276 nt
Organism: Paramecium sonneborni
Lineage: Eukaryota; Ciliophora; Oligohymenophorea; Peniculida; Parameciidae
Source: the annotation of a GenBank genome assembly
AUGAAAUCUGAUUAAUGGUCAACAAAGCCUUUCAUUAAAUCAUACAAUUUGAGAUUAAUAAAAACUGACUUUUAAUUUAGAAUUGAUGCAAUAAGCUUUUAUAAUUAUAAUUAAUUUUCGACUAAUUGUUUAAAGAAUUUAAUAUNGAAAUAUAAAAUGGAUUCAAAAAAACUUAGUAAAAUUAUUGAACUGAUUUCUCUAUCUAUCGCAAUAAGAAUAAAAAAUAAUAUAGACAUCAAAAUGAUUACCAGUGUUAACUUGUCUAAUGAAAACUGA